Molecule: messenger RNA, 1209 nt
Organism: Notothenia coriiceps (black rockcod)
Lineage: Eukaryota; Metazoa; Chordata; Actinopteri; Perciformes; Nototheniidae
Product: ELAV-like protein 1
Exons: 5
Coding region: 129-785 (218 amino acids)
Cellular component (GO): ribonucleoprotein complex
Molecular function (GO): RNA binding
Source: RefSeq, a predicted model, not a curated record
CGUUUCUUCUUCUCCACUAUUGACUUGGAGAGAAGUGAACGUCGCAAAGAAAAGGACUAAAUAGAAGAAAGAAGCAGACACAACAACAUUACCCCCAAAAGCUGCCUCUGGAGCAGUGAAGUGUCUUCAUGGCAGUUCGUAGAGGACACAUAAAGUACAUGAAAGCUGAUCUGCAGGAGGCGUUUGACAUGUCGAACGGUUACGAAGAGCACAUGGGAGGGGACGAGGGGAAGGACUCCAAGACCAACCUGAUCGUGAACUACCUGCCUCAGAGCAUGUCGCAGGACGAGCUGCGGAGCCUCUUCAGCAGCAUCGGAGAGGUGGAGUCCGCCAAGCUGAUUCGAGACAAAGUCGCAGGUAUGCUACUCUCUGAAGUGAUAAGACCUGUGACAGACCAGAGGGACCGUUAUCACUUAAAGAGAAUAUUGGCCCAUGACUCGCAUUUUUCCAACUCUUCUCAGUUUUCUCCGAUGGGCGUUGAUCACAUGAGCGGCGUGGGGAACGUCAAUGUGCCCGGGAACUCCAACUCCGGCUGGUGCAUCUUCAUCUACAACCUGGGCCAGGACGCGGACGAGAGCAUCCUCUGGCAGAUGUUCGGCCCGUUCGGCGCCGUCACCAACGUCAAGGUGAUCCGAGACUUCAACACCAACAAGUGCAAGGGCUUCGGCUUCGUCACCAUGUCCAACUACGAGGAGGCGGCCAUGGCCAUCGCCAGCCUGAACGGCUACCGGCUCGGAGACAAGAUGCUGCAAGUGUCCUUUAAGACCAGCAAGGGCCACAAGUAAAGAGAGCGGGACAAUCGGGUGUAGAGGAGGGAUGGAGGAGACCUGCAGAGAGCAGAAGUACGCAUUUUCAAAGUCUGGCACAUCUGUUUGGUUUUUAGUGUAUUCAGAGAUGUUCACUCUUCUGCACCUUUGUACUUGUCUAAAAGAGUGUUGAGGCUUUUUGUUUCUCAUCUUUUUAUACUCAUGCUAGAGGCUUGAGAGACACUCAGUAGUUUUAAUGUUUAGUGGGGGGGUGGAGAGGGUCAAAUCCCAUGAUUCCCCCGGAUAACUUUUUGAAAAUUAUCUAAAAAUACUGUCCGUAUCUGUUGCAUGUUUAACUGUGGGGACUAGAUAAAGGAGGCCGGCUAAUGGUUCUGAGCACUGCACACAAAAAAUAAGGAAGGUCGCACAAAUUGUUCUCAAAGUGUUGACAUGUUUGUGGAUG